Molecule: messenger RNA, 2254 nt
Organism: Onychostoma macrolepis
Lineage: Eukaryota; Metazoa; Chordata; Actinopteri; Cypriniformes; Cyprinidae
Gene: atp1b1b
Product: ATPase Na+/K+ transporting subunit beta 1b
Exons: 6
Coding region: 143-1057 (304 amino acids)
Biological process (GO): intracellular potassium ion homeostasis; sodium ion export across plasma membrane; potassium ion import across plasma membrane
Cellular component (GO): sodium:potassium-exchanging ATPase complex
Molecular function (GO): ATPase activator activity
Source: RefSeq, a predicted model, not a curated record
ACCUUGGAGAGAGCCGGGUACGGCUCCAUGUCACGGUGGGCAUAGUGCUCCAGGAAGGGGUGUAGUGUUCUAAAGGAGGCAAGAAAGGAGACACGAGGGGAAUUCGCUGCCCAAGGGGAUAAACAAAACCUUACAGUACACCAUGCCUGCUCAAAAUAAAGAUGAUGGAGGAUGGAAGAAGUUUAUAUGGGAUUCGGAGAAGAAGGAAUUUCUGGGACGCACCGGUGGUAGUUGGUCAAAAAUCUUCCUCUUCUAUCUCAUCUUUUAUGGCUGCCUGGCUGGGAUCUUUAUCGGCACCAUCCAGAUUCUCCUCCUCACCCUGAGCGAUUACAAACCCACCUGGCAGGACAGAGUAGCCCCUCCAGGGCUCACUCACUACCCACGUUCAGACAAGGGUGAGCUGAUCGUCAGUCCGGAUGAUGAUGAUACCUUCAGGACAUACACCAAAGCCAUGAAAGAAUUCCUAGACUCCUAUGACACAGAAAAACAGGCGGACAUGAUGACGUUUGAGGACUGUGGAGAUCAACCCGGGGAAUACAAGAAUAGAGGUGAUCUAGAGAGUGACAUGGGUGUCAGAAAGGCAUGCCAGUUUUCGAGGUCGUGGCUAGGACCCUGUUCUGGCAUUGAGGAUCGUAAUUUUGGAUUCUCAGAUGGAAAACCCUGCUUGAUUAUCAAGCUCAACAGGAUUGUGAACUUUAGACCCAAGCCACCAUCGUCAAAUGAAAGCAUUCCAGAGGAGGCAAAGCACAAAGUCCAGCCCAACGUGAUUCCUCUCCACUGCACAAACAAGAAAGAAGAGGAUGCAGGUAAGCUCGGCGAAGUGAAGUACUACGGUAUCGGCGAAGGCUUUCCCCUUCAGUAUUACCCCUACUACGGGAAGCGCCUGCACUCUCACUACCUGCAGCCCCUGGUGGCCAUCCAGUUCGUCAACAUCACCCUGAACACGGAGAUCCGCGUGGAGUGCAAAGUGUUUGGGGAAAACAUUUAUUACAGCGACAAGGAUCGCUACCAGGGACGAUUCGAUGUUAAAAUUGGUGUCAUGACCAAAUCAUCAUGACCUCUGAACAGAGUACCUCCACUCUCUCCCUAUUUAAAGGCUAACUAAGGCCCCUCUUCUGACCUGAGAUACAAAGGCACCACAGAGAAGUUUCUCACCGGUCUUCCACAGUGUUUAACCGAGGGGAUGUUUUUUGAAUGUACAAGUGUCUCAUGUCAGAAAGAGGCCAGUUUAGUUUAGGAGAGAUUCAUUUAAAACAAAAAAAAGAAAAGCAAAGCGAAGAAAAGAUUAUUUAAAAACACUAGUCUAAAACAACAUACCAUCUUACACAUGUGGGACCUAACAUUGUCUGUACUCUUUACUUCAAGCUUUCUGCUUUCAGUCUAGGGUUAGAAUGUAAACGCCUGGAGGAUUAGCCAUAGCAUAAAAUAUUUAUUCUAUUACCGAAUGAGAAGUGUCCACGAUCAAAGGGGCAUGUUGUUUUACUGUAAAUUACAUUUCCUCUACCGAUGUAGCCAGCACUGUUUUGUCCCUCUUGUAUUGUAUUGCUGCCUCGUGUGAUUUCCCUAUAUUUAGAAAGUGCACAGUAGUUGCAUAUGUAGGUUGUUUCGAGCCACGCCAUGUGUGUGAUUCAGCUUCAUUUGUCAAACGUGCCUACAUAUAUGUAUAGUUACUUAAUGGAAAUACACUGGCCUCUUAACAUUGCCUUUCGGGGGUAUUGAUGUUCUAUCUUUGCAUCUUUUAGGUGUAUUAGGUGGGUGAUGAACUUUUUUUUCCCUAAAAUCACUACAAUGUAGGGAGAAGAUUGUACUUCUCUUUUAAUGAUUCGUUUUCACAGAAUGUAGAUGUUGCCUUUGGUUUUAUGGUGUCAUUCACGUGUGGAGGGAACCGCUAGCUUUGACGUUUUUUUUUCACAUCUUUGUUUUCUUCCUUGCCUUGUCGUUCUUCUUCUUCUUGAAGACGUCACACGGCAUGGUCGAAUGUUCCAAAUUCCCAUAUUUAUUAAGUGGUGAUCUUAAAUAUUCUGUUCUUGCACAUGCUCAUGUUCUGCAGAAACUCGUCAUGAAUGUUAAUAAUGCCAAAGCCAUUAAGAUUAUUCUAGAUUUGAUCAGAAGUAAUACCCUGUCCAUCGGGAUGUUUUGUAGGUGUGCGCAAUCAGUGUCAAACAUCAGAAAUGUCAAAUUUCACGAGUCCCACAAGCUCUCAUGUUGAAACUGAACUGGAAAAGACUUACCAAAAUAAAGCUGAGACUCUAAA